This is a messenger RNA of Zonotrichia leucophrys gambelii, 4537 nucleotides long. RefSeq names its product ADAM metallopeptidase with thrombospondin type 1 motif 18 (gene ADAMTS18). The transcript has 22 exons. Lineage: Eukaryota; Metazoa; Chordata; Aves; Passeriformes; Passerellidae. The record is from RefSeq and is a predicted model, not a curated record. Bases 188 to 3904 code for a protein of 1238 amino acids. Gene Ontology annotation, cellular component: extracellular matrix. Gene Ontology annotation, molecular function: metalloendopeptidase activity. Gene Ontology annotation, biological process: proteolysis; extracellular matrix organization.
CCGCGGCGGCGGCGGCGGCGGCGGGGCUUAAAGCGCUCGGGCGGCCGGGGCCGCGCUCACCUGGGCGCCGCUCCCCGCGCUCCGCCGGCCGCCGCAGCGGCUGCGGGGCAGCGCCCAGGUGACCAUGCGGGGCAGGCGGCCGCACGGCCCGGGCAGCAGGUAGCGCUCGCCAGGUGCGCGGCGGAACAUGGACUGUCUCCUGCUGGCCGUCUGGACUUUACCUGCUGCGAUCCUCGGCGGCAGCUCCAUGCAAUUCCAGACUCUCCCGUGGCUCGGAAGCGCUGUAAAGGCAGGUCGAGAGCGCUUUCUUUUGCAGUCGCCUAGUGUACUUUCAUACCAGACCCUUCAGCUGUGUUGCCUCUGUUGCAUGUCUCAUGCGGCAACUUUAACCAGUGACAGCAUCAGUGAAUUGACUCAUGAUUAUGUGUUUGUGACACCUGUCAGAGUGGAUGCCAGCGGAUCGUACAUUUCACAUGAUGUUUUGCACAGUACUAGGAGAAAGAGAUCAACUCAGAGUUCAAAGAGUUCCUUGCACUACAAAUUUUCAGCAUUUGGACAGGAACUUCACUUAGAGCUUAAACCUUCGACCAUUUUAAGCAACAGUUUUAUUGUCCAGGUACUCGGGAAAGAUGGAGUGUCAAAUUCUCAGGACCAUGAAAUUGAGCAGUGUUUCUACCAGGGAUUUAUAAGGAAUGAUAGCACCUCUUCAGUAGCAAUAUCUACGUGUGUAGGCUUGUCGGGAUUGAUACGCACGCGGCAGAUGGAGUUCCUGAUCUCCCCGUUACCUCAGCGCCUGGCCCGGGAGCACAACUACACGUCCCCCGCCGGGCACCACCCGCACGUGCUGUACAAGAGGACGGCAGAGGGGCAGGUGCACGGGCCCCCAGCCCGGCCCCAUCCCAAAUCCAUCCCCCAGGGCCGGCGCAGGACGCGCGCCCACCCCAGCGGGUACCGCCACGGACGGGUCCAAAAGCAGCAUUUUUGUGGACGGCGCAAGAAAUAUGCACCCAAGCCACCCACAGAAGAGACCUUCAUUCGCUCAGAUGAGUACGGGACUUCUGCGAGGUUCAAAAGAUCAUCUGCUAAAAUUCAGAAAAAUGGAAGUUUGAAUGUCGAAACCCUUGUUGUGGCAGAUAAAAAAAUGUUGGAGAAACAUGGCAAGGAAAAUGUAACAACAUAUAUCCUAACAGUCAUGAACAUGGUCUCCAGUCUGUUUAAGGACGGAACAAUUGGAAGUGAUAUAAACAUUAUUGUUGUGAGCCUGCUUCUUUUGGAACACGAGCCUGGCGGGCUGCUGAUCAACCACCACGCUGACCAGUCCCUGAACAGCUUCUGCCAGUGGCAGUCUGCCCUGGUUGGGAAGAACGGGAAGCGCCACGACCACGCCAUCCUCCUGACGGGCUUUGACAUCUGCUCCUGGAAGAACGAGCCCUGUGACACUCUAGGAUUUGCACCCAUCAGUGGCAUGUGCAGCAAAUACCGCAGCUGCACCAUUAAUGAGGACACAGGCCUUGGACUGGCUUUUACAAUUGCUCAUGAAUCUGGACACAACUUUGGGAUGAUUCACGAUGGAGAAGGAAAUGCUUGUAGAAAAGCUGAGGGAAAUAUUAUGUCUCCCACACUCACUGGAAACAAUGGAGUGUUCUCUUGGUCUGUGUGCAGCAGGCAGUAUCUCAACAAAUUUCUCAGUACAGCUCAAGCUGCCUGCCUGAUUGAUGAACCCAAGCAAACAGGACAGUAUAAAUACCCUGACAAACUGCCAGGGCAGAUCUACGAUGCUGAUACCCAGUGCAAAUGGCAAUUUGGAAUGAAAGCAAAACUGUGCAACCUCAGCUUUGUAAAGGAUAUCUGCAAAUCCCUUUGGUGUCACAAAGUGGGUCACAGGUGUGAGACAAAGUUCAUGCCCGCAGCAGAAGGAACAGCUUGUGGCAUAAGUAUGUGGUGCCGCAGAGGACAGUGUGUGCAGUACGGGGAGCACGGGCCCAAGCCCGUCCAUGGCCAGUGGUCCGCCUGGUCCCAGUGGUCCGAGUGCACGCGCACCUGCGGAGGGGGGGUCACCUACCAGGAAAGACACUGCAAUAAUCCAAAGCCGCAGUAUGGCGGGAAGUUCUGCCAGGGCUCGGGCCGUGUGUAUCAGCUCUGCAAUAAGCAGCCUUGCCCAGCAGGCAGCCUGGACUUCCGAGCCCUGCAGUGUGCAGAGUACAACAGCAAACCCUUCCGGGGCUGGUUCUACAAGUGGAAGCCCUACACCAAAGUGGAAGAGCAAGACAGAUGUAAAUUGUAUUGCACAGCUGAAGACUUUGACUUUUUCUUUGCAAUGUCCAGCAAAGUGAAGGAUGGAACUCUGUGUUCUCCAAAUAGCUAUGAUGUUUGUAUUGAUGGAAUAUGUGAACAAGUAGGGUGUGAUCAUGGACUUGGUUCCAAAGCUGUGUUGGAUGCUUGUGGAGUUUGUAAAGGAGAUAAUUCAACGUGCAAGUUCUUUAAAGGCCAAUACUUGACGCAGCACAAAGCUAAUGACUACUACGUGGUGGUGACGGUGCCGGCGGGUGCGCGCAGCAUCCAGCUGCAGGAGCUGCACGUCUCCCCCAGCUACCUGGCCGUGCGCAGCCUGGCCAGCAGGUACUACCUGACAGGAGACUGGACCAUCGACUGGCCCGGGAAGUUCCCCUUUGCCGGGACGGUGUUUGAUUACCAGCGCUCCUUCAAUCAGCCCGAGAGUCUCUACGCGGCAGGACCCACUAAUGAGACGCUGGUCUUUGAAAUCCUGUUACAAGGCAAAAACCCUGGGAUUUCUUGGGAAUACACAUUUGCCAAAAGCAGCAUUGAGAACAAGACAUCUGUCAGGAAGCACAGCUACUCCUGGGUGACAGUGCAGUCUGAGUGCUCAGCGACCUGUGGUGGUGGACACAUUACAGCAAAAGCAAUUUGUUUGGAAGAUCACCGUGCGCGAGUCAACGCCUCCUUCUGUGGCCCAAGGACAAAGCCUCUGACUGAAACCAAGCUGUGCAACACAAACCCCUGCCCAGCCUACUGGUCAGCAGGUGAGUGGAGCACAUGCAGCAAGUCUUGUGGAGGGGGACAGCAAAGUCGCCUCAUUCAGUGUGUGCAGAAAAGGGCUUUCCAAAGAGAGGAGGUGGUGGCCCAUUCCCUGUGUCCUGUCAGCACCCCAGCACAGGUGCAAGUGUGCAGUGCUCAGGACUGCCCACCCGAAUGGAGCCCUGGCCCGUGGUCUCAGUGCUCCAAGACUUGUGGGAGAGGUAUUAAGAAACGGGAUGUCUACUGCAAGAGUCCUGGUUCUCCCAAGGUGAAAAUCUUGCCUGAAAGCAUGUGCAGCACAGAGCCUAAGCCUGAGUCCCAGCAGACCUGUGUGCUUGGCCGCUGUCCCAAAAACGACCGGCUCCAGUGGGUGAUUUCUUCCUGGAGUGAGUGCUCAGCCUCCUGCGGGCCCGGCCUGCGGCAGCGAGAACUCAAAUGUGGCGAGAAGAGCAUCCACGGGAAAUUGGUCACCUUCCCCCAGAGGAGAUGCAGGAACAUCAAGAAACCAAACACCAGCCUGGAGGAAGCUUGUAACAAGGGAGCCUGUCCAUCACAGCCGUUGUAUAACAUGGUGUCUGGCUGGUAUUCCUCGCCCUGGCAGCAGAUGAUCCUUCUUGUGUGGAUUUCUUCACUUGGUGUCAUCUGGUGCCCCAGCAUGGUGUCUGUAACCACAAAUUUUAUGGCAAGCAAUGUUGUAAAUCAUGUACGAAGAAGAACUGAUAGCAGCGUGUUAUCUGAACCCUUCAGUGACAGGAUUCUCUUCUUCAAUUUAUGUUGGAUUUAUCUCUGCUUUGAGGCAAGACAUGGUGCCACAUCAACCACUGAUGGGAGAGACAUUUUUUCUAAGGGAAUGUCUGAGGUACAGUAAUUGUUGGAUUUAUGUUGAAAAAGGAAUGUUUCUUUCUUAUUUUUUCUUAAUUUGCUGACCUCACUAAAGCACAGGGUACUAUGGAUCACUUGAACACUGAGACUCAAGGGGAAGUUCUUUCUUUAAAAGUGUCAUUUUGCACUGUCACAUGUUACGAGGAAGAAAUUAAGGCAAGAGAGCCCUUUCUGGCUGAUUUACCAGAAUGCAAAGCAGGAGAGCUUGGCAGCUGGAGCAGGAAGCAGCGUGGCAGCAGGACAGAGCACACCAUCAGAAGCAUGUCCUUUUGUCCUUUGCUAUUUUUUGUGAGUGUUGUCCCAGGGUGAGGAAGCUGUUUGCUGCCCUGGAGGGACAUCCAUGGCUGAGGGCGGGAGAAGGCAGAGUCACACGUGUGGCCACCAGAAGUAAAUAGUGCACUAAAAAAAUAUUAUGGUGCUUCUCUACCAGACUUGCUGCUGGAAAAGCAAGUUGUGCAUCAUGCUAAUGUUUUUUAUAAUUUUUGAAGAAUUCAUUUUCUGCUUUGUGUAGAAACUCAGAGGUGGUUAACUAGUAACUUGAAAUGUAUUCCUAGAAAUAUGCAGCAGUAGAAUAUUUGGACUUUUAAUAUUGCUGUGUUACAAGUAAAAUAGAAUUGCA